GGCAGUUCAACACUUCCCACUUCAGUUUCUCCUAAACUUCCGUUUUCCGCCCCACAACUGAGCUGAGUGAGUCAGAGGGAGAGCACCCAAAUUCUAACCAACCCAUGGAUCUUCCAAAUGGAAUCCAUGGCCGCUGCAAUUGGAGUCUCCGUCCCUGUUCUCCGCUUUCUCCCUUGCUUCGUUGCAACAAUUCCGGUCUCGUUCUUGUGGCGGAUAAUUCCGGGUAGAUUUCCCCGUCAUCUUUACUCGGCUGCCUCCGGGGCGGUUCUUUCCAUGUUUCCUUUUGGUUUCUCUUCGAAUCUUCAUUUUUUGGUGCCUAUGCUGUUGGCCUACGUCAUGGUGUUUUACCGGCCAAAAUGCGGCAUCAUAACCUUUUUCCUUGGAUUUGGUUAUCUCAUCGGUUGUCAUGUAUAUUACAUGAGUGGAGAUGCAUGGAAGGAAGGAGGAAUAGAUGCCACUGGAGCCUUAAUGGUGUUAACAUUAAAAGUCAUUUCGUGCGCAAUAAAUUAUAAUGAUGGAUUGUUAAAAGAGGAAGGCUUACGUGAAGCACAAAAGAAAAAUCGGUUGAUUGAAUUACCUUCGUUGAUUGAGUAUUUUGGUUACUGCCUCUGCUGUGGUAGUCACUUUGCCGGCCCAGUUUAUGAAGUCAAGGAUUAUCUUGAGUGGACCGAGGGGAAGGGGAUUUGGGGUCGUUCAGAGAAAAGCCGGUUACCAUCACCUUAUGGGGCCACUCUUCGAGCUCUUUUUCAAGCUGCUAUUUGCAUGGGUUUGUAUCUAUACCUGGUACCCUACUAUCCCUUGUCACGAUUCACUGAUCCCUUAUACCAAGAAUGGGGAUUUUGGAAACGGUUGAGCUACCAGUACAUGUCUGGAUUUACCGCACGUUGGAAAUAUUAUUUCAUCUGGUCAAUUUCAGAGGCUUCUAUCAUUAUAUCUGGUUUGGGUUUCAGUGGUUGGACAGAAUCUACUCCGCCUAGGCCACGAUGGGACCGUGCAAAAAAUGUAAACAUUCUAGGAGUUGAAUUUGCAAAGAGUGCAGUUGAGUUACCACUUGUUUGGAACAUACAAGUCAGCACCUGGCUCCGCCAUUAUGUUUAUGAGAGACUUGUUAAGAAGGGGAAGAAACCGGGUUUCUUCCAGUUGUUGGCUACACAGACCAUCAGCGCUGUGUGGCAUGGGCUAUAUCCUGGUUAUAUCAUAUUCUUCGUUCAGUCAGCAUUGAUGAUUGCUGGCUCAAGAGUCAUUUACAGAUGGCAGCAAGCUACAAGUAUGGCGCUUUUUAAGAAGUUGCUGGUCCUCAUUAACUUUGCCUACACAGCUUUAGUUCUAAACUAUUCCUGUGUUGGUUUUAUGGUGUUAAGCAUGCAUGAAACGCUUGCCUCGUACAGGAGUGUCCAUUAUAUAGGAACCAUUAUUCCCAUUGUGUUGAUUAUGCUUGGUUACAUAGUCCCUGCAAAGCCUUCCCGGUCCAAAGUGCGGAAGGAACAGUGAGAGCUUGGAGCAGCAGAACCUGCAUUUUGUUCCUUUCUUUUAUAGUAAUUGUAAUGAGAUUUGGGAAUCAUGAUUCUUCUCUACUUUGGAUAUAUAUAUAACAUUUGUUUCCUUUUCUGGAAUUCUAUGCUUAAUUUAAUCAAUGGUUAAUUUUGGCUUCA
Messenger RNA from Carica papaya (papaya), 1652 nucleotides. Its product is annotated as lysophospholipid acyltransferase 1-like. Gene Ontology annotation, biological process: phospholipid biosynthetic process; triglyceride biosynthetic process; lipid modification. Lineage: Eukaryota; Viridiplantae; Streptophyta; Magnoliopsida; Brassicales; Caricaceae. The record is from RefSeq and is a predicted model, not a curated record. Gene Ontology annotation, molecular function: acyltransferase activity. Gene Ontology annotation, cellular component: membrane; endoplasmic reticulum.